Messenger RNA from Psilocybe cubensis, 1659 nucleotides. RefSeq lists its product as uncharacterized. Gene Ontology annotation, molecular function: cyclin-dependent protein serine/threonine kinase activity; ATP binding. Lineage: Eukaryota; Fungi; Basidiomycota; Agaricomycetes; Agaricales; Agrocybaceae. Bases 1 to 1659 code for a protein of 552 amino acids. Gene Ontology annotation, cellular component: nucleus. The record is from RefSeq and is a predicted model, not a curated record. The transcript has 5 exons. Gene Ontology annotation, biological process: protein phosphorylation.
AUGAGCGCCCCACUUGGGAGACCAAAAGCACAGGUAGAUGUACUCCGAAUACUGGGCACGCCAGGAUCCCAUUUUGACAUGAUCCAGGAAGGCCCGUUUGCAACGGUCUCAAAAACAUGGACAACAAUCACGGACGGCGUGCCCCAGUGGAUUGUUGUCAAGUCCGCGACGACGUUGAGGAAGUUCGCGAGGGAGCCGCACGACAUUGUCAAAGAACUCCGGUUGCUCUCAUCCAUCAUACAUCCAAAUAUCACCCUCGUCCUUGGGAGCUUUCGAGACGAAGAACAGAACAUGCUUAGCAUUUACAUGCCCUACUUCCCUAUAUCCUUAUCCUCCAUCCUUACUUCCCCCUACUUCUCACCGCAUCGAUUUCCACCGCCUCAGACCCAGGAUGUUGAUACAGACGAAGACGCGGCCGUACACGAUGAACAGUUCUGCACCAUUGCGCGAAGCAUCAUGAUACAGACCCUUUCCGCGCUAGCGUUUCUUCACUCUGCACAACGGAGGAUAGGGCACCGCGACAUUAAGCCAGAAAAUAUCAUGCUCACCACGGACGGGUGCGUCAAGCUCAUCGACUUUGGUGUGUCCUGGUGCGAGGCAGAACAGGAUUUGGAGAAGAAUCACGAUCUGUGGCCGGAAUACAAGGGAAAGUUGUACUUUGAAGUGUCAACGAGAGCAUAUCGCGCGCCCGAACUGCUCUUUGGUUCGAGGAACUAUGACCAUUGCGCAAUAGACCUCUGGUCAAUUGGUGCCACAUUUGCAGAGUUCUUCACACCUCUUCGCCUGGUCUCCGAUGACGAAGAUGACGGAGACGACGACGAUGACACUGAACCCGAUUCAGACCCCCUCGCGCCUUUCAUCGUUCCAAAAUAUUUAAGAAUAGGGUAUCCUAGCGCACAGUGGAAACGAGAUACGCUUUUCAAUGGCGAAAGAGGAGAAAUCGGUCUGGCUUGGAGCAUUUUCAAGAUUUUCGGGACACCGACGAAGGAGAACUGGCCUGACUUUGAGGAACUUCCAGGCUCGACGUCUGUCGUAUUCAACGUCGUGCCAGCUGUCCCACUCAUUCCCCUUUUACCGAACCUGCCAUCUUCUUCCAACACUCCAAUGGUUGACAGUUCCAAUCCGAAUCCUAAUAUUAACACAUGUCCUUCUUCAUCUCGCUCGACCUCCGCUUCUAUACCAGCAAAUUCCUUGGAGAAAAAUGCCACUUCUGGAUUAUCACCAACAUCAGUGCGCGACCCACUUUCUCCAAGGCAAUUCUUGACCUCGCCUCUCCCUCCUUCAUCGACCUCCGCAUCUUCAAGUCCACUUGAUCCCAUUUCUCCUUCCGUUUCUGUCCCAUCUUUACCACGAGAAAAUAAAGAGUCGAUUUCAGACCAGCCCGAACCCGUCCCUGCUCUUAUAGAUCUCAUUUCUCGCUUCCUCGUAUAUCCAUCAGCGUCACGUAUUCAGGCGGAAGACGCCAUGCGUCACCCUUGGUUCACUACGCCAGGGGCGGUUCUUUUGCUACCACCUGGAUAUUCGCUGGGAUGGAAUUUACUUCUUGAAGAACAAUCAUCUAGAACAGAGACAACCAGCGGAGAGAAACGAGUGAAACAUGUUUGGAACGGACGUAGUUUGGGAGAGUGGAUAAAGGUUAUACUGGAAGGAGAGCCAUGA